AUGGAAGAGCUCAUCGCUAUGCAAGAUGACGAAUCUCAGAGCUUGAAGGGGAGCCCGGCAACAAAGGAAAGGUUCAGCGAGCAGCCAAGAUGCUCCAGACGGCCUUUGUCGAAUUUUAUCGUGGGCUUCGACUCCUAAGAAACUUCAGCUCCUUGAACAUGAUGGCAUUCGUCAAGAUCCUCAAGAAAUAUGACAAGGUGACUGGACAGAAUGCGUCUGGCAGUUAUCUGAAGAUGGUCGAAAACUCUCAUUUUGCAACGUUGGACAAGGUAGUAAAGUUUAUGGACCGUGUAGAGAGAGUGUUCACUCUGCACUUUACGAAAGGCAACCGAAAGCAAGCCAUGGCAUAUCUCAGGCACAUACACUCUGCGAGCAAUCAUGGAAAUAUAAACUUUAUCUUGGGCCUCUUCAAUGGUUGCUCCUGGAGUCUCCUAGCAGCGUUUGUGUUAAUCCUUGUGCUUGGAAACAAGGGCAGGAUCACAACGAAGCACAUACAAGCAGUCUUCCCUGUGUUCAGCACACUUUUUCUUGUUCGUGCUAGUGGAGCUUCAUCAACCUAUAGUAUAUAUAACUCGUUUUGA
Molecule: messenger RNA, 581 nt
Organism: Selaginella moellendorffii
Lineage: Eukaryota; Viridiplantae; Streptophyta; Lycopodiopsida; Selaginellales; Selaginellaceae
Product: phosphate transporter PHO1
Exons: 8
Coding region: 90-581 (163 amino acids)
Biological process (GO): phosphate ion transport; cellular response to phosphate starvation
Cellular component (GO): trans-Golgi network; plasma membrane; Golgi apparatus
Molecular function (GO): inositol hexakisphosphate binding
Source: RefSeq, a predicted model, not a curated record